AUGUGGCGUCUAGCUAACUACAUAUAUCGUGCCUUUCGUAACGUAGCUACUCAUCGUUGUCCACAAGAUAUCAUUGCCCCGGUUACAACUGUUUGUAAAAAAGAUGAUGAAUCAAACCGAGAAGAAACACAAAAUAAUCUAACAAAACAUCCAUAUGAUAUUCAUGAUGUUAUAAAAAAUAAUCAAUUUUCAUCUCCACUAAAUUAUGAGAAAAUAUUAGAACGUUUACAGAAGAUUUCAUUUCAACAGUUGACAAAUAAGCCUCAUGUUAUCCAACCACUUGAACCUCCAAAAAUCGAAUCGAUUGUUAGAGAAAUUCAACAAACGUCUACACCACCACCUGUUGAUGAAAAAGAAGAUAUUCUUGAUUUAUUACUUCAAGAAGAUGAAACCUAUAUGAAUGCAUUAAAAAAUUUAUCGGAAUUUAAUGAAGAAACAAUGUCAAUUAUUGAUAAUCAAUUAGGUAUAGAAGCAAUUGAAAAUGGAAAUGUUCAACUGGGUAUUGAAACACUUCAAAUCAGUGCAAAAAAUGGUAAAAAUGCUGCAGCAUUGUAUAAUCUCGGUGUUUGUUAUGAACGUGGUAUUGGUGUUGAAAAAGAUCGUGCUAAAGCAUGUGAUUAUUAUCGUCAAGCAUCUGUUUUAGGUCAUAUUAAUGCACAAUUUAAUUUAACACUUCUUUCAAAUCAUAUUGAUGUAAAUGAUAAUGAUGAUGAUGAAAUAGCAGAGCAAACUAUUACAAAUAAAUCUCGUAUAUUUCGUUUUUCAUUUACAAAUAAAUAUCAAGAAGAACCAACACAUUCAUGGAAUGAUUAUUCAUUCAAUUUAACUAAAACACUUGCUUGUUUAUCAUAG
This is a messenger RNA of Adineta steineri, 852 nucleotides long. NCBI's taxonomy places the organism in Eukaryota, Metazoa, Rotifera, Eurotatoria, Adinetida, Adinetidae. The record is from the annotation of a GenBank genome assembly.